CGGGCGGCCGCUGUCAGGCGUCACGGGGCGGCGGCGCGGGGUGAGGCGCCGGACGCGGCCGGAGAAGGGAGGGGAGGGCUGCAACUGUCCGCCCUGCGGUGCCUGCAGCCCCGCGGGGACGGGUCCUGCGAGGCCGAGGCACGCUGUCCUGAAGAAUGUCGGGAAGCUUCUACUUCGUGAUAGUUGGCCAUCAUGACAACCCCGUGUUUGAGAUGGAAUUCCUGCCUCCCGGAAAAGCGGAGUCCAAGGAUGAUCAUCGCCAUCUCAACCAGUUCAUCGCCCACGCUGCUCUUGACCUAGUAGAUGAGAACAUGUGGCUUUCUAACAACAUGUAUCUGAAGACUGUGGACAAGUUUAAUGAAUGGUUUGUUUCUGCUUUUGUCACGGCUGGACAUAUGAGAUUUAUAAUGCUUCAUGAUGUAAGGCAAGAAGAUGGAAUUAAGAACUUCUUUAACGAUGUAUAUGACUUGUAUAUAAAGUUUGCAAUGAACCCAUUUUAUGAACUCAAUUCACCAAUUCGAUCCAGUGCCUUUGAAAGGAAAGUGCAGUUCCUUGGGAAGAAACACCUUUUGAGCUGAAUAAAUAACUUCCCCGACUGAGUCCUCUUUCAUACUUUCCCGAUUUGAACUGUAGUUGUGGUUAGUUCUCAGCAUGUUGGAUAUCCGUCUUCCUGAAGACUGACAAACUGGAUGCUGAAGCAGCUUUUUUUUCCUUGUUGAUGUAGAUAAAACAGCCAGAUUCUCUGGUUAAAAAAUGUGUAUUAAGGAGCUUAUGUCUUAGGAAAACUAAGUGUAACAACGUCUGGGCUGAAUAAGUACAAAGUGAGGCAUGGCAGAAGGUGCAUAUGCAAAAGGUAAGCCUCUUACACAGGGUGAGAGGACAAUCUGAUCUAAACACAGAAGACAUCUGUUGUGAUUGAAUGUGAGCAAAAGGCAAAAAAACCCCAAACCAACAACUAAACUUCGAUGUUUAAACCCACAUCUUUCCAUUAGCUCUGCAAGUGCUGAAAUGCCCCUUUUGAAAAUGUAUUUAUUUACACUGGGAUCUUCACACCUCUCUCGUAAGGUUUCAGAAGGACUUUGUUGGGCCCCUUUGGCUACAACGUCAUUGUAAAAUGUGGUUAUGUAUUUUUUUCCAAAACUUACUUCAUUUCAAAAUACUGACUUUUUUGAAAGGGGUCAUUUAGCAUACACAGAUCUGAUAUUUUGGUUGAUUUCAGUCUUUUACAAAACCUGUUUCUUUGUGCAGUGUCUGAUCAGUAAUUUACAAAGGAAGUGGCACACUAUUCUUAAAAAAAAGUUCAUUUUGUGUGAUCUGUGUAACUAAAGGGACCGCAUACAUAGGUGCGUUACGUAUAACCAGUCAUUAUUUCUUUGUAAUGUACACAUACUGCUGAAGCAUCUCUGUGAAAUAUUCCCUGAGAAAAGCAACAUUGUACUACAUAGAAUGUGAUAUGUACCUUAAAUAAACUGUGGAAUAAUGCAGCA
This is a messenger RNA of Numida meleagris (helmeted guineafowl), 1487 nucleotides long. RefSeq names its product trafficking protein particle complex 2 (gene TRAPPC2). The record is from RefSeq and is a predicted model, not a curated record. Gene Ontology annotation, biological process: endoplasmic reticulum to Golgi vesicle-mediated transport. Gene Ontology annotation, cellular component: TRAPP complex; nucleus; cytoplasm. The transcript has 5 exons. NCBI's taxonomy places the organism in Eukaryota, Metazoa, Chordata, Aves, Galliformes, Numididae. The coding region runs from base 156 to 578 and encodes 140 amino acids.